Molecule: messenger RNA, 1006 nt
Organism: Canis lupus familiaris (dog)
Lineage: Eukaryota; Metazoa; Chordata; Mammalia; Carnivora; Canidae
Gene: TNFRSF12A
Product: TNF receptor superfamily member 12A
Exons: 4
Coding region: 57-446 (129 amino acids)
Biological process (GO): positive regulation of apoptotic process
Cellular component (GO): plasma membrane
Molecular function (GO): protein binding
Source: RefSeq, marked validated
UCCGUCCCGGCCCGCGCGCCGCGGGUUCAGACGGCCGCGGCCGCCGGACGCGCACCAUGGUUCUGGGCCCGCUGCGUCCGCUACCGCGGCUCCUGGUGCUGGGGCUCGGGCUGGCCCUGCUGGGCGCGGCCGCCGGGGAGCGAGUGCCAGGCACCACCCCCUGCUCUCGCGGCAGCUCCUGGAGCGCGGACCUCGACAAGUGCAUGGACUGCGCGUCGUGCCCGGCGCGACCGCACAGCGACUUCUGCCUGGGCUGCGCUGCGGCCCCUCCAGCCUCCUUCCCUCUGCUGUGGCCCAUCUUGGGGGGUGCUCUGAGCCUCGCCCUCGUGCUGGGACUGCUUUCUGGCUUCUUGGUCUGGAGACGGUGCCGCAGGAGAGAGAAGUUUACCACCCCCAUCGAGGAGACCGGCGGUGAGGGCUGUCCUGGCGUCGCACUGAUCCAGUGACAGUGAGAGCCCUUGCCAGCACCAGGCCCCACCCACUCAUCAUUCAUUGAUUAAUUGAUUCAUUCAUUCUGGAGCCAGCCCCCUCACCCCAGUAACAGAGCCAGACUCUUCCAACCACAGGGGUGUGGAGAUGGGGGACUGGUGAAUCACCUCUCUGAGGCCUCGGCCCAGGCUUCAGAGGAGGCUUCCAAGGUGUCUGACUGCCCUGUCUCUGGCUCUAGGACAGGAAAGGAGACCACCUGGUUCACCAGACAGCUGACACUAAGGAACUGCAGCAUUUGCACAAAGGGUCCCUCCGCUCCCAUGGCCUCAGGGCCAGGCUGACCUGAGGGCCAGACAACACCAGGCCCCACCCACUCAGAUGUGCUGAAAUUCCACCCUGGGGUCUCUGUCUGGGGGGUUAGGGACCUGUUGCUAACACUAGGGGGCUGGCCCUCUAGGGGGGCUGGCCCUAAGACACUGUCCCCCCCAACCCCCAAAGGGGGGGAAAUAUUUAUUUUGGGGAGAGAGUUUGGAGGGGAGGGAGAAUUUAUUAAUAAAAGAAUCUUUAACUUUAAAUG